Molecule: messenger RNA, 633 nt
Organism: Acanthosepion pharaonis
Lineage: Eukaryota; Metazoa; Mollusca; Cephalopoda; Sepiida; Sepiidae
Source: the annotation of a GenBank genome assembly
AUGUAUCUGUCUGUCUGUCUGUUUCUAACUGUCCCUUAUUCUUUCUUUCUUUCUGUCUGUCAUUUUUUAAAUUUCUGUUUUUAUAUCUAUCUAUCUAUCUAUCUAUCUAUCUAUCUAUCUAUCUAUCUAUUUCAGUUGUUCUUUCUUUUCUUCUUUCUUUCUUUCUUUUUUUCUUUUGUCUGUCUGUCUGUCUAUCUAUCUAUCAAUUUAUUUAUUUCUAAAUGUCCCUUUUUCUUUCUUCCUUUCUUUCUUUCUUUCUUUCUUUCUGUCUGUCUGUCUUUUUUAUUUCUUUGUUCUUUCUUUUCUUCUUUCUUUCUUUCUUUCUUUCUUUCUUUCUUUCUUUUGUCUGUCUGUCUGUCUAUCUAUCUAUCUAUUUAUUUAUUUCUAAAUGUCCCUUUUUCUUUCUUUCUUUCUUUCUUUCUUUCUUUCUUUCUGUCUGUCUUUUUUAUUUCUGUUUUUAUUCCUAUCUAUCUAUCUAUCUAUCUAUCUAUCUAUCUAUCUGCUUUUAAAUGUCUUUUUCACCCCAUCUAUCUAUCUAUUUCUAAAUGUCCCUUUUUCUUUCUUUCUUUCUUUCUUUCUUUCUUUCUUUCUUUCUUUCUUUCUUUCUUUAAACUUAAGCUAGCUAAAAUAUAA